UAGAAAUUGACUUCCGCUGGCGGCGCCAGCGGCGCAUGUCAGUUUUCAUCGGCAGUUCGCUGUGGUUGCUCGCAUGGGUUUCACUGCAGUGUUUCUCCAUUCAGCCGGUGUUCUGUAGUUUCUACGCGUACGGUACAACCCAUUCAUCGAAGUUUGAAGUAAGAACGCCGGAUCGCGUCUUUGCAAGGACACUGUCACGCUCAUCCCACCGAGCGCGGCCGUACCUCUUGUCGCCGGGGGAAAACACGGAUUUCUUCGAAGCCGGGAAUAUGGCUGCCGAAUACAGCUUGGACCUUUCAUCCCACUGGAUCGUGGAGUCUGCGACUCUCUUCUACUACUCCAACCCGCGAGUAGCCCUUUUCCUGAGUCUAGGCGUUGCAUUCCUGCUUUACUACCUCACCACGGUUACUCGUAAGCCUACCUUGGUUGCGAAAGAAAAUGGGAAGUUCCAGAGGUUCUUACUCGAGAACUGUCCCACCCUCCACGAACGUUACUGGCCAACGCCAUGGUGCCUGAGCACUCAUAUGAUGACAGCGGCUGCCAACUUCAUGAGAAGCAGAGUGCCGAAACUGCCCUACCAGCGUGAAAUUGUCGAACUCUCUGACGGAGGUGUCGUAUCGCUCGACUGGCUGGACGGGGGCAGCGGGCACCAGCCGAUCGCGUUUUUUAUGCCGGGUCUCACGGGAUGUAGUCAAGCUGAAUAUAUUAGAUCUAUCGUUCCCGUUGCCGCACGCUUAGGUUGCCGGUGUGUCGUUUUCAAUAACCGCGGCCGCGGUGGCCUUGGACUGCGGACGCCCAAAAUGUAUUGCGCUCUCAGCACGGGCGAUCUAAGAGAAGUCCUCGAGCACGUCAAGCGAAAGUACCCAGAGUCGCCCAUCAUUGCAACGGGAAUAUCGUUGGGAGGCAUGAUUAUGGGACAUUAUCUCUGCGAAACCAAGGAUCAGGCACUCGUCAGUGCGGUUAUGCUCAUUUCGACGGUGUAUGACGUCCACCGUGGCACGACAAGCAUGGAAACCACAGGAUUGAACAUGAUUUUAAACCGGCAUCUCGCUCGAAGCUUGUGCGGAGUGGUCGAACCUCACAAGCACCUCUUCAUCAACGGACUCAACAUGGACCGCGUACUCCAGAGCCGCACGAUAAGAGAAUUUGAUGAGCACUUCACGAGCAAGCUGUUUGGAUUCGGCACGGCUGAGAAGUACUACACCGAUGCCUCCCUCCUCGGAAAGUUGGGGUCGGGGGUGAAAGUCCCAACGCUGUGUGUUGCCGCGGCGGACGAUAUGAUGGCCCCCGCGGAUGCACUGCCCGAAGCAGAGGCUGCAGAAAGUGAUUAUCUUGCACUGGUGGUCACAUCUAGAGGGGGUCAUAUCGGCUUCAUGGAGGGGCUACUGCCGCAGUUGCCCUUCUUUACAGAAAGGCUCUACGAACAAUAUGUAGGAGCUCUGAUCGGGAAGCUCGAUGGGGGAAAGUUGGCGCUACAGAUCAAAGAAUGAGAGCUGGGGGGGACACCGAGAGGGACGUGGUCCCUUUAGAGACUGAAUCUCUGCUUUAAAUGGUGUGCCUGGUAAAGUUGUCGACAGAUUUUUCUCACAAAUCUUACAUCUGCCAGUCACUGGGCCCAAAACUGACCAAGCAGCAAGUGACAUUUAUGGCAAAAUUUAUGGGCAGGAAUACAAUAUAGCCCUGCAAAGGUGCCCAACUUAAAGUUAAAAAUGUAUAUCUUUCAUUGCAAGAGUGAAAAAUUGUCAAAUAAUGUGGUUUGUCAUGCACAUGUAUACGCUUCAUUUUGGAAACCAACUGUGCAUGUUUAUACAUAAAUAACUUGCACGUUUGUAUGACGUGAAAAUCUGUUCACUCCUUUCCAUGGCACAGCUAAGUUAUCUUCAUUCCUUUAGUUUCUGUUGAUGAUGCUGUCAUGCUCAAACAUUCCAGAUCAUGUCAUUCUUCCUGAUGUUAAGAAAAAAAAUGAGCAGCUUUUUUGGUUAACGUGUCAACUUUGAUUGUUUACGCAAGCCAACGGAGUAUAGGUAGGUUGGAGUAUAGGUUUUAUGCGAAGCAGAUUUUAUGUCACAAUUGCUGUGCAGAAGUUUCAGCACAGUGUUGACAUUUCACACGGUUUUCUUUUUGUUUUUCACGCGUGACAAGCCAUGUUGUUUACGUACAAGCUGUGCACUUCGAAACACAAUGUGCUGCUCAUUUCGUGGGGAUCUUCAGAGUAGAGGUUCACACAAGUCUAGUCCAUUCUACGACUUAGGUAGGUCUAGAUUUAUCCAGGGCAGACAGUGUCAUUUGUAGGUAGGUAGGUAGGCACACGUUGCGAACUUACAUCGAAGGACAAGGAACGGUUGGACAGGCUACGGUUGUGAUAGGUUAUUUUUGUACGUUGUCCACAUUGAAAGUGAAAGCUCCAUUAUUUUUUAAGCACCUGCGAGGACCUUUAUAUAGGUAUUGUUGUCUAUCCAUGCCUGCGGACAGUGAGGGGUCAAUAACUCAUGCAUGCGUGCCGGGAAGACGUGGUAUAGCUGCAGGAAGACGCAGAGUGCAUUCCACAUAGAGUUGAUUCAAUAUAUAGCUGAUUCCGUGCGAGGAGACAAUGUUUAUGCGAUUGCAGCUUGUGUGUGCAGGUAAUCCGGUUGAGACUGUAGUGCUCCCAAUAAGAGAAGUAUCUGCUUCGCAUUUAUUUUGUUUGUGUUUGUGGGCAUUAAAUAUGUGCGUUCAUAUGCAAGCGACGCUUGGCAAACUGCCAAAUAUCUGUGAUGGCCAAAGCAUGCGUUUCUUGAAGGUCUGCUCCCAUGUGUGCAGUGAUGCCCACAUACAGAGGCUGUUUUGUACAUUUUUUUUUUUUACGUGUUACAAUUUCUUCACGUUGGUCCUGGAUAGGUCACAUUACUGCUGAACUUUUGAUGUGUUUAUACCCAACAUUCUUAAGUUAAGUGACAUUGACUGAAAAAGAAAAAGAUAAUAUUAAUGUUUUAUAUAGUUAAUGCUAAUACAUUGGUAUCAAGACAGUUAAGCAUGCAUAUGGAAUAUGUGUAAUGGCUGGAUCAUGUCAGGUAGUGCAUACUUGUCUGCAACUUUAGCCUUUAAUAAAAUAAGAUUUUGGCCACCUUAUCCAAGGCUACAAGGGCUAAAACUUAACUUCUAAUUCUAGCAAAAAGUAAUAACUGAAGACAGUGAAGAGUCAUUCUUUUUGACAAAAUGAUAUCAAAUGUGUCCCACAGGCUGUUGGUAAAUGCUCUGACCACUAUCCUGCCUCAGUAUUGCAAGUGAAGAAACAGUGACUGAUUUCUCACGUUUCUCAUGUUCAUUUAUCUAUCUAUUCUAAGUAAUUCGUGCUCGUAAUUCAAAACAUGCCUCCAUGCUCUGUGAUGAUUUGGUUUCGAAAAUCAUGCAAGCAACUGACACGGGAUGUACUCCUGAGAUUCACCUGUUCGAUUCUCUCUCUCUCUGUGCUGGACGCAAAACUGAGAUUAUUUAAGAAUAUGCUAAUGUGGGUGGCUACAGCGCAUGUGUUUCCACAUGGCAUGUGCACGCUGCUGUGUGUCAUCUAUCGCUGAUAAUAUGGAAUAAAUUAGCGAUUGUGACUCAAU
Messenger RNA from Ornithodoros turicata, 3587 nucleotides. Its product is annotated as phospholipase ABHD3-like. Gene Ontology annotation, biological process: medium-chain fatty acid catabolic process; medium-chain fatty acid biosynthetic process. The transcript has a single exon. Lineage: Eukaryota; Metazoa; Arthropoda; Arachnida; Ixodida; Argasidae. The coding region runs from base 36 to 1490 and encodes 484 amino acids. Gene Ontology annotation, molecular function: monoacylglycerol lipase activity; acetylesterase activity. The record is from RefSeq and is a predicted model, not a curated record.